Molecule: messenger RNA, 789 nt
Organism: Ruditapes philippinarum (Manila clam)
Lineage: Eukaryota; Metazoa; Mollusca; Bivalvia; Venerida; Veneridae
Exons: 6
Coding region: 212-649 (145 amino acids)
Source: RefSeq, a predicted model, not a curated record
ACAACUAAAGAAAAAAAAACACAAAAAGGACAUUAAACAAAUAAAGAUAAGGACAAGAAAAGAAUAUAAGCAGCAUAGUAGUAGCAGUCAGACAUUAUAUAAAUCGUUUCGUAGAAUCAAUAUAAAGGUAUACAUACUUGAAAAGCUCUACGUUUUGGGAGGCAAGACUCUUGACCCAGAAACCCUGUUAAAUGAAACAGGUACUGCCGACAUGGUCGUCGGAAAGAUUGCCAGCAAGUCAAACAAAGUCGUUCCUCAAAAGUUGUCAUCUAAGAAUGACGAUGCUGUUGAAAUUACAACAGUGGCAGAGAUCAUUGCAGACGACAAUACCACAGAGGACGACAGACUUGUUGCAGAAUACGUGACAGGCAUCAUAAACAAGGCAGCCGACAGUCUGAGACAGGAGUUGCAUAGUAACACAACGACUGUAACUGUGAGGCCAGCAGACGACAACGUAUCAUUGUCCUCCAGUAUCAUCAGCCAAAUUGCUGAUAUGGCUGUCACGGAGAGCCUGUCAAAUAUUGUGACAGCUGCCAACAUCAACCAGUCUGCUAUUAGAAAGGCUAAAACUAUCAAAGAAUUCAAGGAAGCAUUCGGCAUUACCGGAAGUGACGUCACUGAUGACGGUCUUCCACCUGUAAGCGUGUAAGAGUACAAGAAGAAGAAAGAAACUGCGUGCAUGUGUGUGCUUGUGUGUGUGUGUGUUAUUUUUGUGUGUGUAUUUGUUUUGUUGUGUCUUUGUUUUGUUUGUUUCUGUCUUUGUUUUGUUUGUUUUUGUCUUUGCUUUGU